AUGAUGCAGGCAGAGAGCUUGCGUCUGUACGUCCCAGGAGCAGGUGCAUUAGAGCAUGAGAAGGCGAUUUUUACCCAAAAGAGCAAGCUGCUGCCCGACCCGCUGGACACACAGCGCCGGCAGGGCUUCCGGCUGGAGGAGUAUCUCAUCGGGCAAUCCAUUGGCAAGGGCUGCAGUGCUGCUGUGUAUGAAGCCACCAUGCCCGUGUCACCCCAGAACCUGCAGGUGGCAAAGAGCGGCAGGCUUCUUCCAGAGAGAGGCCCAGAUGCUGUUCCCCAAGGAGAGGAGGCGGAGCAAGCCCUGCCGGCCCCUGCGUUUCCCCUGGCCAUCAAGAUGAUGUGGAACAUCUCGGCCGGCUCUUCCAGUGAAGCCAUCUUCAGCACAAUGAGCCAGGAGCUGGUCCCGGCCAGCCGCGUGGCCUUGGCUGGGGAGUAUGGGGCAGUCUGUUACAGGAAACCCAAAGGCGGCCCCAAGCAGCUCGCGCCGCACCCCAACAUCAUCCGCGUAGUCCGCGCCUUCACCUCAGCUGUCCCGCUGCUGCCAGGGGCCCUGGUUGACUACCCCGACGUGCUGCCCCCGCGCCUCCACCCAGACGGCCUCGGCCACGGGCGGACACUCUUCCUCGUUAUGAAGAACUACCCCUGCACCCUGCGCCAGUACCUUCGUGAGAACACCCCAAGCCCCCGCCUCGCCACCAUCAUGACCCUGCAGCUCUUGGAAGGGGUGGAUCAUCUGGUUCAACAGGGUGUUGCGCACAGAGACUUGAAAUCUGACAACAUCCUCGUGGAGAUGGAUGCAGACGGCUGCCCCUGGCUGGUGAUCGCUGACUUCGGUUGCUGUCUGGCUGACGAGCGCAUUGGCCUGCAGCUGCCAUUUAACAGCUGGUAUGUGGAUCGGGGCGGAAACGGCUGCCUGAUGGCUCCCGAGGUGUCCACGGCCUGCCCUGGCCCGAGAGUGGUGAUUGACUACAGCAAGGCCGAUGUCUGGGCAGUGGGAGCGCUCGCCUACGAAAUCUUCGGGCUCGCCAAUCCAUUUUAUGGCCAGGGCAGGACCCACCUUGAAAGCCGCAGUUACCAAGAAGCCCAGCUGCCUGCACUGCCCGAGUCAGCGCCUCCAGAUGCCAGCCGCCUUGUGAGGUCGCUGCUUCAGCGGGAAGCCAGCAAGAGACCAUCUGCCCGUGUAGCUGCUAAUGUGCUUCAUUUAAGCCUCUGGGGUGAACGUAUUCUAGCCCUGAAGAACCUGAAACUAGACAAGAUGGUCAGCUGGCUCCUGCAACAAUCGGCUGCCACUUUGCUGGCUGACAGGCUCACAGAGAAGAGCUGUGUGGAAACAAAGAUGAAGAUGUUGUUUCUAGCCAACCUGGAGUGUGAAACGCUGUGCCAGGCCGUACUGCUGCUCUGCUCCUGGAGGGCGGCCCCGUGAUGGCGCUGACGUGGCUGGUGAAUUACUGAAGAGCUUGCGCUGUACCUAUGUCAUGAGGGUCCAGGAAGGUGAGGGAGCCGCUCCCAUGUGUGAGGGUGAGAGUCAGGAGAAAGAUGUCGCAGAGUGGGCUGGGCUGCCUGGAGAAGGCUUCAGGUUUUGCAAGUGUAAAGAACAGCUUGAGUCAGAAUCUGUAGUCUGUUAGCGAGCUGAGUGAGUCUGGUACAUGUGUAACUACUUGUGAGGACUAAAGUUCUCUCACCUGUAAUGUGAAUUUCUGUAGAGGGCCAGCUAGACAUUACUUCUGGCUAUCUUGACUACUCAACAUUGACAUUAUGGCACAAAGCAGCCAGCUCUGUAAGAGGAUGUGUGGCCUUGUGCCAAUAAACCUGAUUUAGGGACACCGAAAUUUGAAUUUUAUGUGUCAGUAGUACACUUUUAAUUUUUCAACCAGUAAACACAGAAAGCAUGUUUAACUUCA
Condylura cristata (star-nosed mole) is the source of this 1900-nucleotide messenger RNA. It is a transcript of the gene PINK1, whose product is annotated as PTEN induced putative kinase 1. NCBI's taxonomy places the organism in Eukaryota, Metazoa, Chordata, Mammalia, Eulipotyphla, Talpidae. The record is from RefSeq and is a predicted model, not a curated record. The transcript has 8 exons. Gene Ontology annotation, biological process: autophagy of mitochondrion; positive regulation of mitochondrial fission; regulation of apoptotic process. Bases 1 to 1422 code for a protein of 473 amino acids. Gene Ontology annotation, cellular component: mitochondrion. Gene Ontology annotation, molecular function: protein serine/threonine kinase activity; ATP binding.